CCUCAACUUCCCUCGUCCGUGAGAGCGGACCGGGCUGGGGGAGCGUGAGCUGCAGGUGUGUGCACGUCCCUGCGUGUGGGUUCGAGAGGACAGACUGCGGGGCUGGGACCGCGAGGCGACGGCGACUGAGGAAGAGCGUACUGGGCUGUGAAGCCAGUUUCGUGGAUGGAGCCCGCACCUGUCUUCCAAAAAGUGGAAUAGGAUCGAAAUGGUCGGUGUGUUUACGUAGUGAGGUUAAAAGAAGAUGGAUGCACAGUGUUCACCCAAAGUCAAUGCAAGGAAGAGGAGAAAAGAGGCACCCGGGCCCAAUGGGGCAGCAGAGGAAGAUGGGAUUCCUUCCAAAGUGCAGCGCUGUGCAGUUGGCUUACGGCAACCAGCUCCUUUUUCUGAUGAAGUUGAAGUUGACUUUAGUAAGCCCUAUGUCAGGGUAACUAUGGAAGAAGCCAGUAGAGGAACUCCUUGUGAGCGGCCCGUGAGAGUUUAUGCCGAUGGAAUAUUUGACUUAUUUCACUCCGGUCAUGCCCGAGCUCUGAUGCAAGCAAAGAACCUUUUCCCUAAUACAUACCUCAUCGUGGGAGUUUGCAGUGACGAGCUCACGCACAACUUCAAGGGCUUCACGGUGAUGAAUGAAAAUGAGCGCUACGAUGCAGUUCAGCACUGCCGCUAUGUGGACGAGGUAGUGAGGAACGCGCCCUGGACCCUGACGCCUGAGUUCCUGGCAGAACACCGGAUUGAUUUCGUAGCCCACGACGACAUCCCUUAUUCAUCUGCUGGCAGCGAUGAUGUGUACAAGCACAUCAAGGAGGCAGGCAUGUUUGCUCCAACACAGAGGACAGAAGGCAUCUCCACAUCAGACAUCAUCACCCGAAUUGUGCGGGACUACGAUGUGUAUGCACGGCGGAACCUGCAGCGGGGCUACACAGCGAAGGAGCUCAACGUCAGCUUCAUCAACGAGAAGAAAUACCACUUGCAGGAGAGGGUUGAUAAAGUAAAGAAGAAAGUGAGAGAUGUGGAGGAAAAGUCAAAAGAAUUUGUUCAGAAGGUGGAGGAAAAAAGCAUCGACCUUAUUCAGAAAUGGGAGGAGAAGUCCCGAGAAUUCAUCGGAAGUUUUCUGGAAAUGUUUGGUCCAGAAGGAGCACUGAAGCAUAUGCUGAAGGAGGGGAAAGGCCGGAUGCUCCAGGCCAUCAGUCCAAAGCAGAGUCCCAGCAGCAGCCCUGCUCGUGAACGCUCCCCCUCCCCCUCUUUUCGAUGGCCCUUCUCUGGCAAGACUUCCCCACCUUGCUCCCCAGCAAAUCUCUCCAGGCGCAAGGUGGCAGCCUAUGAUAUCAGUGAGGAUGAAGAAGACUAAUUUUUCCUCCCUCUUUUCCUCUCCUCUCCCCGUGUCCCAUUACCCUCAGAAGCUCUCUGUUGAAUUCCAAAUUGUGACCCCCCAACACUAAACCUAAGGACAGCUACAAAGGAAAGACAACUGAGGCAAGAGGACCUAGGACUGGGGGAACCAAAACAGCCUAUCCUCCAGGAGACCUCACUCACCCCACGAAGGAGGUGGACUGCACCCUAGAAGCCUGCUCUGCAUCCAUUCACCCUCCCCAGGGUAUGUUCACGUUCAUGCUAUGUUCAUGUGAUCUCGACAAGGAAAUUGUCAUUUUUAUUAAUUUUUUUAAAUUAGUCUUUCAAAUGUAGAACUAAUUUUUUUGUCCCUGAGGAGUGGGCAGAAGAAGGAGGCAGUGUAAUCCGCAGAGGCCUUUUCUUCCCGGUCCACUAUAGCAUUUGCCUUCUGUUCUGAAGGAAAGUGGCUUGCCAAGUCUUUCCCGAAAUGAGCCGUGCUGAUGGGUAAUUUGUGGAGAAAUAUCCUAAUUUUGAUUUCCUUAAGGAAAGGCUAAAAGCCGAAUUACAGUCACAAAUCCCCUCAAUGUGCUGCUGUCACCAGUGCCACUGUGGCUAUGGGAAGAAGGAGAUCUGAGCCUCACUUUUCUUACUCCCUGAGGAGUUUCUUGUUGGACCCAAUGGGGUCCAUGAAGACACUGAUGGGGAUGGAACCAGACCCAUGGCAUCAACUGCAGUGUUUCUGCUGUGUUCAUCUUCUCAGAAAAUUCUGUUGCCCAGUUCUUUGGGACCUUUCGUCAGUCUUUGAAGGAAGGAAGACUUUUAGGGUGACUGAUAAGGAGAGGAGCGGGACAAUACUCAAUCCUAUGCUGCGUCAGUUGAGAGAAUUUCCUACCGGGAGUAAGUGCCUGGCCCUGCGACUCCUAUUCGAAUGCUGUUAAUAUUGCCUAGCCUUCUAGAAAGGGUACUUUGUAAAUGUCUGCCAUUGGAACUUGAUGUUACUCCAUUUUGCUCAUAGCCAUAUUGAAUAUUUAGGUUUGCACCGAAUGUGGAAGCAAAAGCCUAAGGAAACACCUUCCUUUCUAAAGCAGCAGCCUUAUCAUCUUGACCUCUGUCCCUCUAAAGAACAUUCUUCACUGGAACCAGUGCUCCACAGAGUGUUUCUUUCCCUCUGAGAGCUGCAGCUGGCAGGGACUUCCCUCCACUGCCCCUCCAGCAAGCCACAGAGCACACCCUCAUGUGGCAAGAGUGUGGCAGCAUUUCUCCCCGUUUCUCACACACGCCUGGUUGUGGUCCCAUCUCCUGCGUUAGUUCACCCAGGGCAUCCAACACUUGGAUUUCAAGUCGAAGAGUGCUGAUGCUGAACCCUUGCUGUUGAGCAUGAUCUCACUUUGAAAGCCUCAGCCUCCAGUCUCCUUAGCUACAUGAAUUCGCAGACCAUCAACCAUCAGUGACCCUGUAGCUAGAUUCAGCAGGAAAUUGCUUAUGUCCAGGCCCCACCCCCUGUCACUCAUAAAUACCCCUUGUGGGGUGGAGUGUUAGUGUUUUCAGCUAAGAAAACCACAUUUUCUCUUUUCUUGCCUCUCUGCUAGGACUGUGAGCAUCCCAUGGUCCACCCCCUAAACACUUCCUGGUAACACCUGUUCUUCCGCCUGAGGGUCAGAGGCUAGAAUCAUUGCCUGCACAGCAGGACUACCGAGGCUCUUAAAACUGGGAUUCCCCAGGCCCGGUGCAGUGGCUCACGCCUGUAAUCUCAACACUUUGGGAGGCUGAGGCUGGUGGAUCACUUGAGGCCAAGAGUUUGAGACCAGCCUGACCAACAUGGUGAAACCCCAUCUCUCCUAAAAGUACAAAAAGUUAGCUGGGCAUGGUGGGGCAUGCCUGUAGUCCCAGCUACUCUGGAGGCUAAGGCAGGAGAAUCCCUUGAACCCAGUAGGCGGAGGUUGCGGUGAGCUGAGAUGGUGCCAUUGCAUUCCAUUCCAGCCUGGGUGACAAGGCAAGAUGCUGUCUACACACACACACACACACACACACACACACACACCCCACAGAGAGAGAGAGAGAUAAUUAGUAAAAAAUUAAUAAAUAAAAAUACUUGGAUCACCAGAGUGAGAAGCUGUCUCUUAAAAAAAAAAACCACACAGAGAAAUAAUUAAUAACAAAUAAACUUGCAUCCUUCAGAAAGGUAGGAGAGGGCGAACGAAGCCUCCUGUCCUGAUGACCUGUGAAAAUGGCAUUUCUAACUCUUCUCACGAAGUGCAGUUCUUAAUAUCAAACCUGAUUCCUACAAGCUUUGGCUUGGAAUCCUGUUUUUGAAACAGUUAAAGUUAGUGUUUUCCUGUGUUACCCGGCUUUGUGUAGUCUCGUCUUUGAACUUUUCUGCUUCAGUCUUCUCCUUCUGGGAAUUCUGCCCGCUUCUGUCUGACUUGUUCUCCCUGGCGUGGAAAGGCAGCAAAGCCGCCCCGCUUGUCCCUCAGAGCUCACAUUGUGCAGGUGUAUUUGGAUGGAGAGAGAGGCCCUGAAUGCGGUUUUCCUCCCUCCCGGUUGGAGUCACACCUCCUGAGUUAUUGUCUGGGUCCCAAAUGUCUGAGCCCUCUUCCUCCACUCUCACUGGGCUGCUGCCGGCGUGCCCUGUGCUUGGAAAGGGACCUGUAGGCUGUACAUGGCCUUGGGAGACUCCCUUUCCCCUUUUGGUGAGCUUCUGCCCCCUCAGUCUAAUAGUUUGGACUGAAGGCUGUUCGUCUGACUGAAAGCUAAAAACCGUAUGAUGUGGCGUAUUAGAUACUUCGGGCAAACGUGCUCAGAGGUGCUGGCCAGGCAUGGGUAGAGGUGACUGCUGCAUCAUGUGAUCAUCUGUGCCUGCGUGAAUGAGGUUAGAGGUCUGUACACCACAGCAAGGCCUGUGAUCUAACCCUUCAGAUAUCAGUGUUUGGGGCUGUGGAGCUGUUUCCCCAAAUCCCAUACCAGAAGGCAGUCAACAUGGAGGGGCCAAAUGUGGCCGAGAUGACAGAGCCAGAAAAGCUGGCCGGGGCCAGAGCCUGGCAGCUGGAGCUGAGGAGGUGCCAGCGCUGCCCCUGCCUGAAGGUGGGCUGGGCAGAAAGCUUGCUCUUUUCUCAUGCCAGGCUCAGAAGCACUGAGGGACGGAGGUUGAAACUUUAGAGGUCUAGAAAUGGCUCGUUUGUACUGCUGCAGCUAUUCUGAUGGCUGGAGCCAGAGACCGUUAUUUUGCUGAGGCUUGGGUAAGAAAGUUAGGGAUGUGAGGAGGCUGAAAAUCCUGAAGAAGAGGAAACGUCUGACACUUUCUGGUCGCUGACAAGUCCGGCUUUUUUUCGAGGCUGCGCCGCUGGUCGGAUUAUCUCUAGAUACUCUUUCCAGCACGAUUCACGGGGUUUGUUCUUCCUCCCUGGGUUAUCUUGACUAUCGGUAGCUUAUUUUCAAGGCUCAUUGCCUUUUUAAUCCUGUUCCAGAUCACUUAUCCAAAAUCUUUCCAAAUCAAUUCUAUUUUGCUGCUUCUCUUUAAUUCUCUGAAAGCCAUAGCUUCUAGAUUUUCUAUCAGCAUGCGUUCUCCCCAGAAGUUGGACCAGUACACGUAGAAAAAGAAAGCUCCCUUAACAAUGUUUUUAACUAAUGCUAUUUUUUUAAGCUUACCAAUAUAAGUAUUUUUAAAGGUUAUAUUUUUCAAAGUCAUAACAAUGAUUAUUCUUGUUUUCUCUCAUAGUAUAGAUUGUCGUGGGAUAAAGAGUGGUGCCUAGCUUCUAUUUUUCCAAAUAAAGAAGUGGAACCUGUUAUUGGGAUUAUACCAUUUAAUGUUAAUUUUGUUGAAGAAGAAAGAUUUUUGUCUGCCAAAGUUUUAUGUUAGUACUCGGAUUGAGGCAGAGAACAGAAGCAGGUUUGGCGUUGGGAUGACUCGGGUUGUCUUCCUGUAGGUUUGAAGUGGGCCUUCCCGCCUUUUGAGGGAAGCUGUUUAGAACACAUAUCCUGGAUUAGUUGGGUUGUUUUGUAUUGAGGAUCCCAAAAAAGACAAGAGUCUUGGAAAGGACUGCUCACUUCGUCGUGAAUGCAUGCCCGCCCGUCACCAGUGUGAGCCCACAGGGAAGAGCUCCUCAGCUGGGGUUCAGUCUGUACUUUUCCUGUCCGUUAUUAAUUUGUUCUGAGUUAUUUGGAUUUUGUUAUUUAGCCAAAUAAAGGCAAUGUGGUUUUACCUGA
Callithrix jacchus (white-tufted-ear marmoset) is the source of this 5532-nucleotide messenger RNA. RefSeq names its product phosphate cytidylyltransferase 1A, choline (gene PCYT1A). Gene Ontology annotation, cellular component: endoplasmic reticulum. NCBI's taxonomy places the organism in Eukaryota, Metazoa, Chordata, Mammalia, Primates, Cebidae. Gene Ontology annotation, molecular function: phosphatidylcholine binding; choline-phosphate cytidylyltransferase activity. The record is from RefSeq and is a predicted model, not a curated record. Gene Ontology annotation, biological process: CDP-choline pathway.